Akanthomyces muscarius is the source of this 717-nucleotide messenger RNA. RefSeq lists its product as uncharacterized. Gene Ontology annotation, cellular component: membrane; endoplasmic reticulum. Gene Ontology annotation, biological process: C-terminal protein methylation. The transcript has a single exon. The record is from RefSeq and is a predicted model, not a curated record. Bases 1 to 717 code for a protein of 238 amino acids. NCBI's taxonomy places the organism in Eukaryota, Fungi, Ascomycota, Sordariomycetes, Hypocreales, Cordycipitaceae. Gene Ontology annotation, molecular function: protein C-terminal S-isoprenylcysteine carboxyl O-methyltransferase activity.
AUGGAGGCGCUUGACUUAUCUCCUGGCAACGCCACCUUCUUCGCAGCCGUCGUCGUGUGCGGCAUCCUCUCGAUCCGCAUCAUCGUCCCACCGAACAACACGCCCCAGGCGAGUGCCUGGAAGAGCGACAGCAUUUCCUUUUAUGCGGGCAACAAUGUCUUCAUCUACAGCGCCAUCGCCGCCAUGUCGGCCCUCAACCUCUACUACGCCGCCCUGGUCUUGAGCCCGCCCGAGACGGUCGCGCGUAUCUGCCCCGUCGGCACCACCUCGCGCCUGAACCCGGAGCUCUUUGCAUGGAGCCCAACCACCAUCAUCUCUUUCCUGGCGAUUCUCGUCGGCGCGCCGCUUCGUCUGGGUGCCUUCAGCGGUCUGGGUCGCAACUUUACGUUUGGCCUAGCCAAGCCGAGCGGGCUGGUGACAGACGGCAUCUACAAGUACAUCCAGCACCCCAGCUACACGGGCAUCUUUCUGGUGGCCGUCGCCGCCGCGGCCACCUUUUUCCGCCCUGAUGGCGCCGCUGCGUGCUUGAUACCGACACAGUAUGGGCCUCUCAUUGAUGCGUGGCUGCCGACAGCCUGUGCUGGGCUUACGCUGCUGACGGCCUUGCAAAUCUACACACGGGUCUCCCAGGAGGAGGCCAUGCUGAAGGAACUCUUUGGCAAGGAGUGGAUACAGUGGAACAAGCGUACCGCCAGAUUCAUCCCGGGCCUUUUAUAA